Molecule: messenger RNA, 1202 nt
Organism: Equus quagga
Lineage: Eukaryota; Metazoa; Chordata; Mammalia; Perissodactyla; Equidae
Gene: CCDC59
Product: coiled-coil domain containing 59
Exons: 4
Coding region: 113-868 (251 amino acids)
Cellular component (GO): nucleus
Source: RefSeq, a predicted model, not a curated record
CCAGAUAAGUAGAACUCCGAUCUGGGCUUUACGUGAGCGAUUGAUUGCUUCUGCCUGAUGACGUAUUUUAGCAGCGUCCGUUGUGGUUUUCCGGCGACGCAGUUGGUGUGCGAUGGCUCCUGUGCGGCCGACUGCAAGGUGGCGGCCAGGGAGCUUGGGGCCGCGUGGUGAAGGAGUUUCUCCGGGCGGACUAAGGAAUAAGAAUGUGAAACAGAGGAGGUGGCGACCUAGCCAUCCACAGGCCUUCGUGGGGAGCGUGCGCGAGGGUCAAGGCUUUGCAUUUCGAAGAAAACUAAAGAUUCAGCAAAAUUACCAGAAAUUGCUGUGGAAGGAAAAGAAGGCUCAAACCUCACAGGAAUCCCAAUUCACAGAUCGAUACCCUGAUCAUCUGAAACAUCUCUAUUUAGCAGAAGAGGAAAGACUCAGGAAGCAACGUAGAAAAGUUGACCAGCCUUUGUCAGAGCAGCAAGUUGACCAGCCGUUGUCUGAAGAACAAGUUGAUCAACCUUUGCCAGAAGAACAGUGUAGCAUUGAUCAGGCAUUGUCUAAAGAACAUUCUAGUAUUCAGCAGCCUCAGCUGGAAGAACAGUGUAGCAUAAGAGUAAACUCCGUUACUAUUCCAAAGAAAAAUAAGAAGAAAACAUCAAAUCAAAAAGCACAGGAAGAAUACGGACGGGUGCAAGCUGAGCGUGCUGCUAAGAAACAAGAAUUUGAGAGGAGAAAACAAGAAAGAGAAGAAGCUCAAAGGCUCUACAAAAAGAAGAAGAUGGAAGUGUUCAAAAUAUUGAGCAAAAAGACUAAAAAGGGCCAACCAAACUUGAAUUUACAAAUGGAGUAUCUUCUUAAAAAAAUACAAGAACAAAAGUAAAUCAGCCGGGUUGUCCUUAAUCAAGGGUUAAAAAAUCUGCUGUCUGUUGAGUUCUUUUGUAUAUGUACUCUACCUCCCAACAGUUUACUAAAUUUGUCAGCAUAAACCAGAUUGCUAAACUGUACUAAAUGGAAAAUGUCCAAAUAUUUUUGUUCUUGUAAAGGAAAAUUUUCUAUAUAUACUCUAUAUAAUAUGAUUUGUCUGUUAUUUAUUUGCCUCUGAAGAAAGGUUGGUCUGAAGAACUGAAAGAACCUUCUAGUUGAGCGACAGGUUCAAGUAUGUAGUACUUUUGUACCAUAUGAAAUUCAGAUGAAAUAAAGUGUUUUGCAAGUAA